AUGUCUGAUCUAUACAGCAAACUAGGUCCUCAAGGACGUGCUUUGAUGAAUAAAUCACAAUAUCAAAUACACAAUUACAGCAAUGAUCCUAACAACCAACCACAAGACCUCGAUUUUGUUAUUAAUGAAUUGAGAAAUCCCAAACCAACGACAACAGUGAAUAGAGUGUUGGGGUAUUUAUACAACUAUGUUCCAUAUAUCAAACAUGAAAGGAAUUUAGGCAUUGUUAUUGCCAGUUUCUUAAAUAGUCCAGUAUGCUUUGGGGCUAACGUGCCCCCAUUUGAAGAGAAUUACUUGAUUAUCGAGGUGUUUAAAUUGAUCACCGACAAGAAAUUGGAAGUAUCUCAACCGACAUUGCCAAUCAAGGAAUUCUACACAGUUAUUAGAAAAGAAUUAGAGAACUUUGUAUGGUAUAACCAGAGUGCAAAUAGCUGGAAAGUGUUGCCCAUAAUAUGUGGAAUGAUGUUGUCAAAUUCACUUCGUAAUGAGUUGUACACUGAGGCCAACUAUUUCCAAUACAGGUGGUUUUUUGAUGAAUGGGAUGAAAAAAUGAAAAAGUUGUUUAUUCGUUGUUUGGAGUAUAGUUUGACAAGUAGUCAUUCGGAAGAUAUUGUAUAUCUUAGCGUCACAAGUUUGGCAUUGGUUUAUCAACGAGAUGAAAGUGUAAAGAAAUACACAAAACAUAUUAGUGAUGGAUUUAUGGUUGGUGUCUUAAUGGACAUGAUUUUCCUAUCACCCAGGGUGUCAAUCUUAUCGUAUCAUCAGUUUUUUAAACUCAAUCCUCAAGAUGCCAAUGUGAGUAAUGAUGUCAAUAAGCAAAUCUUGCAAAAACCAGUGAUAAAGCAUUUAAACAAGUUUUCGUUCCUACUUGCGGCGUAUUUCUCCCAAUUGAAAUAUACGCAUCAGAAUGAAGAAUUGAUUCUCACGAAUUUGACCAAAAUUGCUGAUGGUAAUAAAUUGAUUAAUCACAUGUGUGCAAAUUCCAUAUUUAAUACAUUUACCAGUGCCAAGGAAAACAACCCUUUGUUUCAACUGUUUUGGUACUUUAUGAAAAACUUGUUGUUUGCUGAAGUGAUCAUUUUCCAAGGGAUUUUCACUCGUUUCCUAACUGGCAACAAGUCAAAUUUCAUUUGGUUUAAUAAUCGAGAUUUGAUUAUUAUGCAACGUGCUUAUAGACAAAUUGCAUUGACUACAUUACCAAGCUUGUAUUAUCUCAAUUUCAUUUUGAUGUCUAUUGGACAAGGAGGAUUUGAUAACUACAACUUUGUUUAUUAUCUCAGUGUUGAAUUGGCAUUAUCCACGGGUCAACAUUUUGAACAAUUGGUGUUACGAUUGUUUCUGGAUUAUAAUGAGAUUAACUUGUACCUGGAUGUAUUGGAUCGCAACUAUAUAAUGCAACUGAAGGUGUUGUUUGUAUUGGGAUUAUGGGAAAACUAUUUACAGCAGAAACCGAUUCAAAAUGAACAUUAUGCCACCAAGAUUUACAAUCUAGUGAGAGAUUUGGCCAAUGAUGACAAAUAUACCAGUAACGAUCUAAUCGAAGCUAGUCACUCAGUAUUGUUGUUUUAUUUCGCCAAUAGCAAAAAUGUUGAUCUUGCUGAUUGCAUUCAAUAUGUCAAUUUACUAACCAGUCAAUUCCCGCAACGAUUAUCAUCUACUCAAUUAUGUAUUGCUAUUGAAACCAUUGGCAAAAAAAUCCUUUCCAACCCGCAACCAUACCCAGAGAACUCCAUAUUCAUCAACUCAGCUGAUGAGUUUUUCCAUUUCUUGGCUGAUAAAUGUGCACCAAUCCCUCGCGGUGCACCAAUAAAGCCAACUUCGCCACUGGAUAACCCCAGUUUUGCAUCAGCACAACCAAUAUCGGAAAUUGAAGCUCAUGCAACACUAAACACAUUGGAACAAGAUAACAAGAUGGAAAAUGAUAUCAUUCAUGAAAAUAAGGCCAAGAAACCUAAAGAUAAAGUUGUACGUGAUCUAUUACCUCGUUUCAAAAGGGAGUACAAGUUUGAAGAUCGACUUGCCCCUGAAACUGUUCGUGAAGCUGCCGUUUUGGCAUUAAUUAAUCUAGUUCCUUAUUUCCCAACUUCGUUGUUUAUUCCCUGGGUGGAACGGAUAUGGGAUCUAAUUGUGAAGAGUAAUGUGCUGGAGGCGAAUUAUUUAACGGGUAUGUUGUGGAAAGUAAUGAGUGAUAGUCUUGAUUUGAAUCGGGUUGAAUUGGCAAUGAGAUGGUGGUAUGAGGAGAAACAGUUGUCGGAGAGAAACUACAUUGCUGCGAAAAUGUAA
Messenger RNA from Lodderomyces parapsilosis, 2283 nucleotides. It is a transcript of the gene PEX8, whose product is annotated as Pex8p. The coding region runs from base 1 to 2283 and encodes 760 amino acids. Lineage: Eukaryota; Fungi; Ascomycota; Pichiomycetes; Serinales; Debaryomycetaceae. The transcript has a single exon. The record is from RefSeq and is a predicted model, not a curated record.